UGUCACUGUAAACGCCGAGGUCAAGGGGAACGAAGCAUGGCUGCGUUGUUCAGAGGGUCUCGGAAUUUAUUGCAAAGAUGCAAUAAACAUGUCGAUCUGGUUCUCGUGUCGAGCAGGUCGAUGGCCUCUAAGACUCCGGUCGGGUUCAUUGGGCUUGGGAAUAUGGGCAGCCCCAUGGCCAAGAACCUGCUGAAGCACGGAUACCCUGUCAUCGCCACCGACGUCUUCCCUGAGUCCUGCAAGGAGCUACAAGACGAGGGGGCACAGAUCCUGGACUCCCCAGCGGAGGUUGCAGAUAAAGCAGACAGGAUCAUCACCAUGCUACCCUCCAGUCCCAACGUCAUAGAGGUCUACACUGGACCCAACGGCAUCCUCAAAAAAGUGAAGAAGGGAACGCUGCUCAUCGACUCCUCCACCAUCGACCCCUCCGUCUCCAAGGAAAUGGCCCUCGCCGCCGAGAAGAUGGGCGCCGUCUUCAUGGACGCUCCCGUGUCAGGAGGUGUGGGAGCAGCCAGCCUGGCUAAUCUAACCUUCAUGGUAGGAGGGGUAGAGGAGGAGUACACUGCAGCCCAUGAGCUCCUCACCUGUAUGGGCGCUAACGUAGUGUACUGUGGACAGGUCGGCACGGGACAGGCAGCUAAGAUCUGUAACAACAUGCUGUUAGCGAUUGGGAUGAUCGGGACUGCGGAGACCAUGAACCUCGGAAUAAGGUUGGGUCUGGACCCUAAACUGCUGGCCCAGAUCCUGAACAUGUCAUCAGGCAGGUGCUGGUCCAGUGACUCGUAUAACCCAGUACCAGGCGUCAUGGAGGGAGUCCCUUCUGGUAACAACUACCAGGGAGGCUUUGGGACCACGCUCAUGGCCAAGGACCUGGGUCUGGCCCAGCACACAGCCACCAACACUAAGACCCCUGUCCCCCUGGGCUCACUGGCCCAUCAGAUCUACCGUGUCAUGUGUGCCCGCGGCUACGCCAACAAGGACUUCUCCUCUGUGUUCCAGUUCCUACGCGAACAGGAGGAGGAGCCAGAAAAGAAGGGGGACUAGAACCCCUUCCCUUAUCCCCCCCAGCCACACCCCUACUUCCCCCCGUACACCCCAGCCACACCCCUGCCUUUACCUGAGGAGAGAAUUGGUAUCAGAGGGGUACGAGAACUUGAGAUAGAAGUUGCUCCUUACUGCUGAUCCAGGGUCAGAUAUGAUUUAAUCUCCCUAAUGGUUAAGGUUAGGACUGGUGGUAGGUUAGGGCAGCCUCUACUUCCCCUGGCCAGGGAGGGGGCAGGGUGGUACGCGUGGUCUAACACAAUGUGUCGAGGGGAUGACGUACGUAGGUUUAAAAGAUCAUGUUUGACAGAUCAGAUAAUGUGGAUUACGUUGUACUUCCUGUUCUUUGUUUUGGGUUGUUUUUGUUUUUCUUGCCGGGAGUUUGUCUGUUACCCGUGUUACAACCGAUGAUCCUGCCUCUUUGUCAGAGAAGAGAAAAAACCGCAGCAGCUCCUCCUCCAGGACUCUGUGGUUUAGUCUGGGUGAACAGACUUAGAUAGAGAGACUGACCACGUCCCACCUGUUCAGCAGUAGCCUGAAAUAAUAAUAAUACUAAUAAUGAUGAUGAUGAUGAUGAUGAUGAUGAUGAUGAUGAAGAUGCUAUAGAUCUGAAGACAGUUAGGGAAGGGCGUACCACUACCCUCUGUCUGAAGACUCUCACAUACACACUUGAGCAUUAUAUACAUGAUAACCAAUAUUACAUUACCCCAUACCAUAUGGGCUCAGAUGUUUACUCAUUUUGUUACCCUGUCUUUUUUUGGGGGUGGGGAGGAGGUAGUUGGUGGGUGGGAUUUGGGAGAAGGGGUGUGGUAGGUAGUAGUGGUUCACUGAUGUAAACCUCCCAUUAUUUGUUCAUUCAUUAUCCAUCCAUUUAUUCAUUUUUUUUCAUUCACUUAAUUUUUUAUUCAGUCACGUGUUUUCAACUCGAGCACAGUAGUGUUUGUUCCGGUUUUUUGGGCACAUCCACCAUGCUCACUUCUCAUUAUACAGACCCACUGCUGUCCAGUACUGUGAGCCGCUAUUGGCAGCAGCUCCCAGGUCACUAUGCACUCUGACCAAUCAAUGUGGAGCGGGCCCAGUGAGUCCUUUUGAUAUACUUCCUUUAUUGUAGAUUCUGCGUCUGAUUUGAUAUACAUCUAUACUGGAAUUACAGCUUCUGUUUUACA
Messenger RNA from Coregonus clupeaformis (lake whitefish), 2207 nucleotides. RefSeq names its product 3-hydroxyisobutyrate dehydrogenase, mitochondrial-like. The record is from RefSeq and is a predicted model, not a curated record. The transcript has 8 exons. Gene Ontology annotation, cellular component: mitochondrion. Lineage: Eukaryota; Metazoa; Chordata; Actinopteri; Salmoniformes; Salmonidae. Gene Ontology annotation, biological process: L-valine catabolic process. Gene Ontology annotation, molecular function: NADP binding; NAD binding; 3-hydroxyisobutyrate dehydrogenase activity. Bases 37 to 1044 code for a protein of 335 amino acids.